UGCUUUUAAUAUUUGAUCAUUUAUCCAAAAUAUUUGAAAAAAAAUCACUGGAUAUCAGAUCGUAAUUUUUUUAGCUAAAAUAUGUCAAAAUUCAAAAUGAUACAGUUGUUCCUAAUCAUACAGGCAACCAAUAUUCCAAUGGUUUAUUCACUAUUUUUAUACGCUGUUCAUGAUUUUGUUGGUCAUUCACCACCAAAAAUUGAUGCAAAACAAACAAAUGACGGUUUUAAAGAUCAAAAUUUAAUGGAAUUAAUCGAACGUGGUAAGAAUUUAUCGACAACAGCUCAUAAAAAAUUAUUCGAACAUAAAGAUAACGUAAAAAUAAACAAAUAUCGACGAAUGGUCGUACAAGAUUUAGAUUAUUUGGAAUUGAUAAUCAAACGUGCUGAAUCGUUUAUUCCAUGUGUCAAUAAUCCAUUUAUGGCCAAAUUGAUUGCAUAUACUCGUAAAGAUUUAGAGGUAACAAUCGAUCGUUUUGAAGUGAUAAUGAUGUUAUAUGAUCAAGGUGAUGAUCAAUCAAUGCCAACAUUAACAUUAUUCGUACAACAAUUAAUCGAUCAAAGUAAUAAUGAUGUUGGUUAUCUAAAUUCUCAUGGACAUUGUGAAUAUGCGGAUAAAAUUUCUGAACAAAGUGCUAGAAUACAGAAAAUGUUAUUGAAUCUUAAAGAACAAAUGGAUCAAUUAGAUGAUCGAAAAUUUUCGAAUAAUGUUCGUCAAUUACUUGUAUCAAUGAUUGAUUUUGAAAAUCUAAUACUUGAAGCCGAAAAACAAUCCAACAUUAAUUCUGUAAUUCAUUGAACAAAAUAAAUAUCAUGUUAAAUUAAAAUUUUCAAUUUAUUUUGAAUGUUUUUGUUU
Molecule: messenger RNA, 855 nt
Organism: Dermatophagoides pteronyssinus (European house dust mite)
Lineage: Eukaryota; Metazoa; Arthropoda; Arachnida; Sarcoptiformes; Pyroglyphidae
Source: RefSeq, a predicted model, not a curated record